AAGAUAACACAAAGACACAGUCCCUUUCUCCCAGUCAAGGCAAUGUCCAGGGGGCUGACGAGUCCAAAAGCCUCUCGAAGCCAUCUGAUCUGAAUUCCAAAGGAGAAGGAACUAGACACAGAGAACGAUGAGCUUCCAGGGGCCCAUAGUCUAGUCUGAAAAUACUGACUUUUGCUAGACUUCCUGGUGGUUGCUUUUUGCUUGGUCAGAAUGUCGGAAUCUUCCAAGGAGAGCUCAGGGACUUGUGGGGAGGCUGGGAAACGGAGGCUGCCCGUGACUGGCAGGAGUUGCUUAAACACCAUGGACAAAAAAUUGAAUGUACUCAAUGAAAAGGUAGAUAAACUCUUGAAUUUCCAAGAAGAUGUAUCAGGAAAACUAGAGAGCAUGUAUCGAGGCAUUGGCGACCUAGAACGGGGCAUCAGCAAGAUUGCAGCUGCUUCAAAAACAGAUCUUCCCUGGGAUCAAGCCCAGGUUCAGACAGGAUGCCCCGAGAUGCUAGAGAUGGUGAGGGCUGUGCAACGCGACACUUCCCGACAUAGCACAAUGCUUGAAGGGUUGGUCAAGAUGGUCACUGCAGUGGAUAAAGCCAUGACAUUGAUUGGAAUGAUUUUCCAGAACUCUAAACUGGUGGAUUUCAUUGUGCAAGGGAGCAAUCCCUGGAGGAAAGGGAGCCUGGCUGAUGCUGAGAUUCUGGAGGAGAACAAGGAGAAAGCUGAGGAGAAGGGGGCUAAACCAAAGCACGCCCUUAGUACUCGAGGAGUGCAGGCUGAGAUCAGGAGGCCUUUGGAAGAAAGCCAAAAGGCAGAGUCCUUGGAAGGGAAGAACCAGAAGCUGCCCUCAGGGACCCUUCAAGAUUCUGCAGUUAACUCAGAUUCUCUCAGAGGGGAAGGAGCUUCCCUAAGGCAGAAAGAUGGAGAUUCUGGCCCAACCUCCAGUCAAAGACCUCUUGACUGUCCUCUGUCAUCCAAAGACACAGUAUCAAAAGACCCUGUGAAAGCCAGUGCCAUCACCCUUGGGCAUCCAGAUUGGACAGCAGUAUCACAAGGGAACAGUGAAGUCUCCCAGGGUCAGGUGGAACCUGGAAGAGUAGAACAAGGAGAUAUGCCUGGCCAGUUUGCUUCUUGGUCAUCAGAGAAGGUGGCAAAGCCAGGUCCAAGUUCCAGCACUGAGGUCCUAGGAGCCUUGCCCCAGCCCAUGGGAGCUCAGGGUGGAGGGAUGCCUCCAAGGUUGUCCAUCCAUGUGCAGGAGACAGAUACUCCUGGGGAGAUGUUGGUGAGCCGGGCAGGAGACUCUUCAGAGAAGAUCCUUAGACCCAAAGCCUUGGCAUCAUUGUCCUCUGAAGGGGAAGGAAGCCCAUGUGGGCAGGAUAUAUGGGUGCCCAUAGGCUGUUUCCAGCCCUCCAGAACUGAUCCCACUUUGACAGACCUUGAAGGAAAGUCUGGGGAGAUGGGACAGAGCCAGCAUGACCUACAAGGCAAGGAGAGGGGUGCCUUCCUCCUUGGGACGAAUGACCAGAAAACAGCAGUUAAAUCUGAGUCAGAAGGUGAGCUAGCAAUGGAACAUAGCACUGCCCAGAAGGAUGGGGAAAGAUGCCACUGGACUCAGGUGAACAAGAGAGAAGCCCAGGAAAUGGAACCCAGGAGUCUGAAAACACAGGAGCAGCAGCAGAGGGAGAAGCCACAGCUUUGGGAACAAGUGGGCCCUGCUGAGAAGGCAGGAGGCCUGGUGCUGGAUGACAGCCCGGCCCCCCCAGCCCCUUUCGAGCACCGGAUAGUGAGUGUCAAGGAAGUCCCGAUCACCACAGGGUACAUCGUGUGCCAGCAUGAAGUCUUGGGAGGGGGACGGUUUGGUCAAGUUCACAAAUGUACCGAGAAGUCUACUGGUCUCUGCCUUGCAGCCAAGAUCAUCAAAGUAAAGAGUGCCAAGGACCGGGAGGAAGUGAAGAAUGAAAUCAACAUCAUGAACCAGCUCAGCCACGUGAAUCUGAUCCAGCUCUAUGAUGCCUUUGAGAGCAAAAACAGUUUCACUUUGGUCAUGGAAUACGUUGAUGGUGGAGAGCUUUUUGAUCGGAUCACAGAUGAAAAAUACCAUUUGACAGAGCUGGAUGCUGUCCUCUUCACCAGACAGAUCUGUGAGGGUCUCCACUACCUGCACCAGCAUUACAUUCUGCACCUGGACCUUAAGCCGGAGAACAUACUAUGUGUAAAUCAGAUGGGAAACCAAAUUAAAAUCAUCGACUUUGGGCUGGCCAGAAGGUACAAGCCCCGAGAGAAGCUGAAAGUGAACUUCGGCACCCCAGAAUUUCUGGCCCCUGAAGUGGUGAACUAUGAUUUUGUCUCCUUUCCCACUGACAUGUGGAGUGUGGGUGUCAUCACAUACAUGCUGCUCAGUGGCUUGUCUCCAUUUCUGGGGGAAACAGAUGCUGAGACAAUGAAUUACAUUGUCAACUGUAGCUGGGAUUUUGACGCUGAGGCCUUUGAAGGGCUGAUGGAAGAGGCCAAAGAUUUCAUUUCUAGGCUGCUGAUUAAGGAGAAGAGUUGUAGAAUGAGUGCUGCACAAUGUCUGAAACAUGAGUGGUUGAAUAAUCUGCCGACCAAAGCCACAAAAUCUAAAGUUCGGCUCAAGUCCCAGAUACUGCUACGGAAAUACAUGGCUCAAAGAAAAUGGAAAAAACACUUCUACGCAGUGACUGCUGCCAACAGACUUAGGAAGAUUCCAAGUUGUCCCCAAACCUCAUCUAUGCUGCUUUGAAAGUUCUGCAGUACUUAGAGCUAGAGAUGAAGCUAAGACAGAGAACUCUUUGUCUAGUGAUCUGGCCCUUUGCUAUUACAGUAUUUGAUUUCCUGUUUUUAAAUCAUGUAAGUAAUGUUAUGACUAUGGCUUGUCUUAAAUAUGGAUGUGAACUUGCUAUGUAAGAAUUGCCUUAAAAACUUUAUCAGGUGAUGACAGUAGGCAUGCUUUAAAAUAAAGAUGGAUUGGGGAGAUCUGAUCUUAUUUUAGGAGUGUGACUAAUUUCAAUUUUUAAUUUGUUCUGAGUAACAGUUACAGUAGCAUGUGGCACCAGAGCAGGCCUUUCAGUAUUAUUUUCUACAGUAAAAAGGUGGAGGAUUUAUUGUUUUGGAUGUUUAGGUGAUAAUGGAAUCACAAAGUCUCGAAGCAGGGGUUCUUAACCUUUUUUGGGGUCAGGAACCCUCUUUGGGAGUUUGGUGAAGCCCUGAGACCCAUUCUCAGAACAAUGCUUUUAUGCAUUAAUAUGUAUGAUUCCAGAUAAAACCAAUGAUAGUGAAAGUUAAUGAAAUUUUUUUUUUUAAAGUUUAAGGACCUCAGGUUAAGAAGCUAUGCUUUAGAGUAUAACAGCAUUAGUUUAGAUAAACUAUGAGAACUGGUACUGAAAACUAAGGAAUAGUUUGUUUUACAUAGUAUUUUUCCAAAGGAAUGGAGUUGAUUGCUGCUUAAUUUUUACAUAGAAGUAGAAAGUAAUUUCCCCAUAAAAUAGUGGAGACACGUUCUGAUACAGUUCUUUAUAUGCUUAGAAUUUAACAUACACACAUAUGGAGGGAGGGAAGGAGAGGGAGACAGAGGGAGAGAGAUAAACAGUAAGUGAUCUAAAUGGAUUUUAACUCAAUUUUUGCCAUACCAUCCUAAAUCUGAGCUCAGCAACCAUUUUGGAUAAUUAGAGGUAACUUCUCAGGAACUCUCUCCCAAACUUGUAAGACUAAACCUAUAGUAUAGCCUCUAGCUACUAAAGAGCUGUCAAUAAAAUAAGACAGGAUUGGCUAAACUAUAAUAAAGGUAGAGCCAAUAGGGUAGAUUUUGGAUCAGUAUAAAUGAAUAAUUUUUCAACAAUGGAAUCGGUUGUCUUGCAAAUGAGAGCCAGCCUUGGGCCAAGAGGACCUGGUUUCCAGUCCUGCCUCUAACAUAUUGGCUGAACUCUGAGCAAAUCAUUUAACCUUUCACAGCUCUUGGCAACCAUAUUAGACUCAAGAUGCAGAAAGGCUGCCAACAUGCAUUGGUAGAGGAAUUUCUGGCAAUUCCUUACAUCACUGAAAUGACACUUUAAGGGCCUAUCUUGAUCAAGCCUGUAAUUUCCUUUUAUUUUUCUAACUCAAAGCUUUAGAACAGUCCUCAUUUCUCAUCACAUAUCAUAAACAAAUUUUGGGGGUUUUGGAUUUUCUAGCAACUUGACUAGAACCGUACUAUUUUGAACAGGAAAUUUUCUACAUGGGAAUAGUAAGGUCAUAACCAAAAUUAAGAAUGCAAAGCAAAUCUAAGCCCCAUUUAAAAGAGAAGAAUCUUUCAUGCAUUUCAGAUCAAUAACACUAUAACUUUAUUCUAAGAAAAGUUCAUGCCUAUUUUUAAAGGUGUUUCAUUAAAGUAAAAAAAUAAAUAAAACAACCCAAGCCCAGAAACACAAAACUGCCUUGAGGAUAGAUAAUGAGCAUUAAUAGAAUAAAUGUCAGGUCUUUGUUGGUAUCUUUUUAUUCCUAUCAGUUGUUUCCCUUUCAAGUCUAAGUAGGAAAGCAAGUAUUUUACUGCCUGCAGAUGCUGGUGCUUUUGCCUGCUAAAGGACUUUCCUUCCUUAACGCAGGGAAUUGCUUUUCUCAGCUUGAGCAUAACCAUUAGUAUUUUUAGGAAACUAAUUUUAUAAAUUUCACUUGUAGGUACAAGGAUAAUCAUGUCAUCAGCUGUAGAGUUAAUAUUUUUGUCUUAUAUUACUAACCUUGUCCUGCUCAAAUGCUCUUUGUGAUUUUUUAAAAAUCUAAAAUUCUUUAAAGUGCUUUUAGUUGAUGCAGGCUAUUUUGCAAAACUAGAGUGUCCCCAAGGGGACAUAGCGUAAUAGAAUGUGGGGCUUGGAUGUUGGAAGACUUGGUUCAAAUUCUGACCGACACAUCCUUGCAUUUGUGACUGUGGACAAAUCCCUUAACUUUUCAGGGCUACAAUGAGUGGAUCAUCUGUUUUAGGGAAUGGGAGCUUCUAUAUCAAGAGUUCAUAAGCCAUAAAAUCACAGGUCUAGAGCAAACCAACCAUCCACAUACCCACCCUAACGUGUCUAGUAAUAAAGUAGAAUUUCAGAAAUUGGAUACAGCAGUUUUGUGUUUUACUCUUUGAAUGCAUGUAAUUAGAAGGUAACCAAACUAAAUUUCUAUCUGGUACCACUUCCCAGACCUCCUGGCAACUUUUCACCUUCUAUGAAGGCUAAGUUCCAUAGGUUUGUUUUUAAUCUCUCAAGUUUGUAAAUAUCUGAAGCUUAAGCACAAAUAAAUUUUGGUUAAAUUCUUGA
This is a messenger RNA of Monodelphis domestica (gray short-tailed opossum), 5281 nucleotides long. It is a transcript of the gene MYLK3, whose product is annotated as myosin light chain kinase 3. NCBI's taxonomy places the organism in Eukaryota, Metazoa, Chordata, Mammalia, Didelphimorphia, Didelphidae. Gene Ontology annotation, molecular function: ATP binding; protein serine/threonine kinase activity. The record is from RefSeq and is a predicted model, not a curated record. Gene Ontology annotation, biological process: protein phosphorylation; positive regulation of apoptotic process; intracellular signal transduction. Gene Ontology annotation, cellular component: nucleus.